AUGGCCUGCUGUCCCAGCGGGGCGGCGUGUACGGGUCAUUUAUCAGGCCCCUCUCAGACCUCCGCCUCCUCAAACUUCAUGUUCCCACAACCAGGCACCGCAACCACCACGCCGCCAACAGGCCCCACGAGCCCAGCGGCGCCAACGGUCCCCAACGCCCCGUUCCCCUUCACGAUCAUCCCCACCACCUUCCCGAACCAAGAGGCCUGCGUCUCCGCCUACUCAGGCUGCCAGGCGCAAUUCUCCAGCUGCACGGCGUCGCUGGGCGGCGUGAACGGCGUCACGGUCGGGGGCCCGCGCGGCAUCACGGUGCCCGGCGUGCAGCCGACGGUGGGCAAUCCGCAAUCUGUGUGCUCGAGUCUGAGCACGGCGGCGUGUCACGGGUUGCAGGUGGGGUAUUGUUUGUUGCUGUUGCAUCUGCUUUUUUCCAUUUUGGGUUGA
Histoplasma mississippiense is the source of this 441-nucleotide messenger RNA. RefSeq lists its product with no specific name. The transcript has 3 exons. The record is from RefSeq and is a predicted model, not a curated record. NCBI's taxonomy places the organism in Eukaryota, Fungi, Ascomycota, Eurotiomycetes, Onygenales, Ajellomycetaceae. The coding region runs from base 1 to 441 and encodes 146 amino acids.